Pterocles gutturalis (yellow-throated sandgrouse) is the source of this 1301-nucleotide messenger RNA. Its product is annotated as PRKR-interacting protein 1 homolog. The transcript has 3 exons. Gene Ontology annotation, molecular function: double-stranded RNA binding. NCBI's taxonomy places the organism in Eukaryota, Metazoa, Chordata, Aves, Pterocliformes, Pteroclidae. The record is from RefSeq and is a predicted model, not a curated record. The annotation marks the transcript as partial.
CAAAGACUAGAUGAGGAAUUCCAGAAGAAACUGGAGAGGAAUAAGAUGAUUGCAGAAGAACAAACAGCAAAACGCAGAAGGAAGCGCCAGAAGUUGAAAGAGAAGAAACUGCAAGCUAAGAAAAAUAAACUUGAACAAAAGAAGCAGGAAAAAGAACCUGAUCAAUCUCAAGAGCAAGUCAGCAGUGAGGAUGAUGAAGAGGAUAGCAAGGAGGAGGAAGAGAAGGAAGAUGAUGCUGAAGAGCCAAGUUUUGUGAUGGGAAGAGGAUGAGGCCUUUCAGGGACAGCUGGAAACACUGUUCAUUGCUUUAUAUUCAGGAGCAUGAAAGUCUUCAUCUCAGCCAAGCAGAACCCAUUGGCGUAUGUUAUAUCUGCUUAACGGUGAAUGACUGUCACAGGCCCAAGAGAUAUUGAUAGAGAAAUGCCAAAUAAGGGAUUUUUUCUUAAUUGCUUGUGUAACUGCUGUGCAGUCUGCUCUAAGUUUGCUCUAAAGAGUCAGCCAUGAGUCUCUGUGACCCUAGAGUUCUUUCUAACAUGGCCCAGAGUGGUUUUCUGCCUGAAAGCUAAAACAUAUCCAUUACCAUUUAAGGAAAAUAUUACUGUGAGGGCUACGUAUUCUACUUAUGUUGAAGGUGGUAGCAGUGGGAUACGUGAAUCUAAGGGAAGUUUAACGUAAAGUAGAAAAAUGGUCUGUAGCCAGACUCUCCUGCACUGUGAGUGUUCUGAAUUUGGGGUUUUGUAUGGGGUCAUCAUCUCUAACCCAAAGAAAUCAGUUUAUGUUGCUCGACAAGUUCUAUAGAUUUUUAAUCAGGAUCCCUUUUUUAUUGCUAAAACUUUCCCUAUGACUUUUUUCCAUGUUUUUUAGAUGAAUAAAGGGGAUGUGUUGGAUUGUUCUGUCUUUUUUUUUUUUUUUUUUUUUUUUUUUUUGAAGAGGAUUUCAGUAAAAUAGAGAGAUGUUUGGUUUGGAGUGCUGCAGGAGGGACAAAAAGACCAACUGAUGUGGCACACAUGAAAAUUCAGAAAAAGGUGUUAGCCGCAUUUCAUUUACAUUUUGCUUUGGGAUUGGAACAAUAUCUUUUCCAAAAUAUUAUGUCUGUAAAGCCUCCAAAUCCUGUGGCAGAAAGGCUUGGAAUGGAAUGGUUUUGCUUCUGUUCAGUUUCAUGUAAUGACACCUGCCUUUCUGUCUGCUUGAGCUCUCUGCUUUGAACUUCGUGUUCCCUGGUAAGAAUGAUAACAUCCAUAUAUAUAUUUACUUGUUGGUGCUUAAAUGAAAAGCAUAUGCAUUGGUGGUUUUAUUUGUAA